UUUUUUUUCUUUUCUGCACGAGCGUGACGUAGAGGGUGUCAUUAAGUCCAUGUUUAUAUCGCAUACAUGGGAGGCCGCCCAAAGGGUGAAUUCUCUGCUUCAACCCUUCACAGUAGCAUUCUUCAAGAAGUUAGUGGCAGGGAUAUGGCCGAGUUGGAAAAGUUUCAGCGAUUAAAACUUCGGUUCACCUCCAAAAAAAUGGAAGGGAAAAUGCCAAAAAUCAUCCAAUUUCACCUGCAACAACUCAGUACUAAUCGGUCUGACAGCAGUUCCCCUGAAGUUCUUUCCCCAUUGGAUACGGAUGAUCAUGGGUCACAAGCUGCCUCCAUCGCAGCCGGUGCCAUUGUUGAAGGCGCGAACAUGCUGGGGCUUGGCUUAGGGGACGCUCGCGGAGGAGUUCCUGGAGCCCGCCGUGCUGUGUACAAGAUUUGUUGGAUCGAUGGAUGUUCCAACCCCGAUUCUUGCGAAUAUUUCACUGAUCCCCUCGCAAUCGGAUCAUUUCACGCCAUGAAACAUGGUAUACCGACAUCAACUGCUGCUGGUAACUACGGGCCUACAUAUGCAUCAGUUUCAAGUGUUGCUCCUUGGACUCUUUCUGUGGCUGCCAGUACCAUAGAUAGGAAAUUUGUGACUAAAGUAAAGUUGGGUAAUGGAGAGAUUUAUAAGGCAGGAGAUGCAGGUUUGAAAGGGGUUGAUGCUAGGAAUUGUUACCCCGACAACUUGGACAAGAAGAAGGUAAAGGGGAAAAUUAUUUUGUGUAAAGACAUGAAUGCUGGGAUAGGGCUAGUAGAAGCUGAAGCGGCUGGUAUGGUAAUGCAAAAUGGAAGUUUUGAUGAUGUAGCCUACGAUUACUUCUUGCCAGCUUCCUAUUUGAGCAACGGAAGUGCACUUUUCAACUACUUGAAAGGGACGAAGAAACCAACAGCAAAGUUAUUCAAGAGUAAUGAAGAAAAGGAUAGAUUCAGCCCCUCUGUUGCUUCAUUUUCAUCAAGGGGACCAAAUCUUAUGACCCACGACAUUCUUAAGGUAACGAACGUAGGAUCAGCUGUGUCCACUUAUAAGGCACUGGUGAAUGCCCCAAAAGGGCUUACAAUCAAGGCUACACCCAGUACCCUUUCUUUCAUCUCUUGGCUUUGUGAUUUUCAUGCGGAAAUGAAAUCCUUUGUGGUGAAUGUUACUGUAAUAGUUGCGGCAACUACUCCUGUUAUCUCUAGUUCUUUGACUUGGGAUGAUGGGGUGCAUCGAGUCAGAAGCCCUGUUGUUGGAUAUCGUCUUCAGAAUUGAUUACCAACAUUAAUUUAAUGAAAUAAUUAAUAUGCUAGUGAACUCACCAAAUUUCUUUGUUUCCUUUGGUCAUAAGAAAUAAAUUUUUUUGCACGGUGUUACUUUUAUAUGGUAUAUUUGCAAUUAAUUUUUUUUUUUCUACUUUAUGCCAUGUAAUUCUAAUAAAGUUUUAGUAACCUU
Molecule: messenger RNA, 1464 nt
Organism: Rubroshorea leprosula
Lineage: Eukaryota; Viridiplantae; Streptophyta; Magnoliopsida; Malvales; Dipterocarpaceae
Source: the annotation of a GenBank genome assembly